CUCCGCCAUCUUGCCUCUCCCUGCCUGCCUGCAAGGAGCUAAGUGCGGAAGUGGAAACGGCACUGUGCGGGCUCAUGGUUCCGCCUGUGGACGGCUUGUCAGAUCCUCCCGCCGACGCAGCCUGCUUCCCAUCUAACUGAACAGUUUCUAAUCAGCAGAGAACCGCGGAGAGAUGGCAGGACGGUUACCGGCGUGUGUUGUCGACUGCGGCACAGGUUAUACCAAACUGGGUUAUGCAGGGAACACAGAGCCACAGUUCAUCAUUCCAUCAUGUAUUGCCAUCAAAGAGUCAGCCAAAGUUGGAGACCAGGCCCAGCGGAGAAUGAUGAAGGGGGUGGAUGACUUGGAUUUCUACAUCGGAGAUGAAGCAGUAGACAAGCCCACAUAUUCCACUAAGUGGCCAAUCCGUCAUGGGAUUGUGGAGGACUGGGAUCUCAUGGAGCGCUUCAUGGAGCAGGUCAUCUUCAAGUACUUGAGAGCUGAGCCUGAGGACCACUACUUCCUCCUGACAGAGCCUCCCCUCAACACACCAGAAAACCGAGAGUACACAGCUGAAAUUAUGUUCGAGUCUUUCAAUGUACCAGGGCUGUACAUCGCUGUGCAGGCUGUGCUCGCUCUGGCAGCUUCCUGGACAUCCAGACAGGUGGGAGAGAGGACACUGACAGGCACGGUCAUUGACAGUGGAGACGGUGUCACCCAUGUCAUCCCUGUGGCUGAAGGUUAUGUUAUUGGCAGCUGUAUAAAGCACAUUCCCAUCGCAGGACGGGACAUCACCUACUUUACCCAGCAGCUCCUGAGGGAGAGGGAGGUGGGCAUCCCACCAGAGCAGUCAUUGGAGACAGCCAAGGCAGUAAAGGAGCGGUUCAGCUACGUGUGCCCAGAUCUAGUCAAAGAGUUCAACAAGUACGACACAGACGGCUCCAAGUGGAUCAAGCAGUACACCGGCAUCAAUUCCAUCAGCAAGAAGGAGUUCACCAUUGAUGUCGGCUACGAGCGCUUCCUGGGACCUGAGAUCUUCUUCCAUCCAGAGUUUGCCAACCCUGACUUCACCCAGCCGAUCUCUGAGGUCGUGGAUGAGGUCAUUCAGAAUUGUCCUAUUGAUGUCAGGCGUCCUCUCUAUAAGAACAUAGUUCUGUCAGGAGGCUCUACCAUGUUCAGGGACUUUGGUCGCCGUAUGCAGAGAGACUUAAAAAGGACGGUUGAUGCCCGACUGAAAAUGAGUGAGGAGCUGAGUGGAGGCAAACUCAAGCCCAAACCAAUCGAUGUCCAGGUCAUAACUCAUCAUAUGCAGAGAUAUGCAGUGUGGUUUGGUGGCUCAAUGUUAGCAUCAACUCCCGAGUUCUACCAGGUCUGCCACACCAAAAAGGACUACGAAGAGAUCGGGCCGAGCAUCUGUCGCCACAACCCUGUGUUCGGAGUCAUGUCUUAACUGCAGACCUCCUCAGUCGAACAGAAGAGUGGGAGGGCGGUGGGUUGGAUGGUUUGGUGCGGGGCGGGUUUAAUAUCAGUUUGGUUGGCAUUGGCAUUGGCAUUAAGGUAUGGUGCUUCUGUGCUUUUUGAUUAUCCGAUCAGCUGUGGAUGUGUAGGAUGCAAAAGGAGGAUCUGGAAUAUAAAAAGAAAAAAAAAGAAAAGAGAUCAGACCAAACACAGACUGGCUGGAAAAUGUAUUGUGAAUGUUCCCCCUUUUUUUUUCCUUCUUUCUUUUUUUGUAUUUUCAUUUCAAAAUGAGGGAAAACGGUUUGUAAGGCAAAAUAAUUUUAAGGAGUAUUUCUGGAUCUGCAGCAUGCAGUGAGGAUGAAGAUUAUGCAUAUAAAGAUGGUGUUGGUGGAGGUCGAAGAUGAUGACAGUGACAUUUAUAGUAAUUUCCUGACACCAGAACAUAUUAUUUAUGUUUAUAGAUCACAAGUCCAGGCCAACAUCCCACGACUCUGGAGUUCAGUGACGAGUUUAGAACAUAUUAUUGUCUGCUUUUUAAUUUCUUCAAAUUAUUUCAGCUUCAAAUGCACAUGUCUGUGUAUCACGACAAGAGCUUGUUUAUAUUUCAUACAAAAAAGUGUUUUAUAUGUAAAAUUUGGAGGAAAUCGGGUAAAAAAAAAGAAAAGAGAUGAUGGAUUCCAAUAUGAAGAGACUUUUAACCCAUGAUGCAGCUUUGAUAUGCAGAUUUUUUUUCCACUUUCCCUCAUGUGUCAUUUCUGUCUGCCCUUUUAAUUCUUCAUACAUCUGAAUUCACUUCAGAGAGUGUCAGGUUUCCAUCUGUGAUGCAAUGAAAGAAAAGAAAAACUGGAUUAUGUGAGGUCAUGAAAUGAAAUUGAAAAAACUGUCGGACCAGUAUUGUUAGGCUUUUUUUUUAUUGUUAUUAAAUACCAAAUUAUCAAAAACAAUUGAAUUUGUGUAUUUAAUGCCUUGCAACAUUCCAAUAAAGGCUCAAAUUUGUUUCUAA
Solea senegalensis (Senegalese sole) is the source of this 2440-nucleotide messenger RNA. RefSeq names its product actin-related protein 3. Bases 173 to 1429 code for a protein of 418 amino acids. Gene Ontology annotation, molecular function: actin filament binding. Gene Ontology annotation, biological process: Arp2/3 complex-mediated actin nucleation. Lineage: Eukaryota; Metazoa; Chordata; Actinopteri; Pleuronectiformes; Soleidae. Gene Ontology annotation, cellular component: Arp2/3 protein complex; actin cortical patch. The transcript is spliced from 12 exons. The record is from RefSeq and is a predicted model, not a curated record.